AUGUCUUCUCCGUCCAAACUCGCCAAGUACGGUCUCGAUCUUUCCGAAUCCGAAUCGGAAGAAGACAUGCCUCUGCCGGUCCGACCCGUCCAUCCCAAUGCUCCGUCGAAGAAUGCCCAAAUGAUGCGCGCAAUGUGGGAGGCCCACAAGUCCGAAAAGUCCGAUGAAUCUGAUGAGGAGGAGGAAUCCGAUUCGGAGGAAUCCGAUUCGGAUGAAUCCGAUGAGGAGGAUAAGGAGAACCGGGAGCCGUCGCCAGUUCCACCACCGCCUCCAGCAAGUGCACAACUUCCGUCCGUUCCGAAGCUGCCUAAAACUCCGAUUGCUCCGCCGGCAGUUCCACGUCAACCGUCUCCAGUUCCUCCGGCUCAACUGGUCCCUGCUCCUGCUCCGAAGCCAAGUGAUCCUGCCAUCAAAAAGUCCACAACUUCAGCGGCUCCUGCUCCGAAACCAAGUGCUCCUGCCAUCAAAAAAAGUCCACAACUUCAGCGGCUCCUGCUCCGAAACCAAGUGCUCCUGCCAUCAAAAAAAGUCCACAACUUCAGCGGCUCCUGCUCCGAAACCAAGUGCUCCUGCCAUCAAAAAAAGUCCACAACUUCAGCGGCUCCUGCUCCGAAACCAAGUGCUCCUGCCAUCAAAAAAAGUCCACAACUUCAGCGGCUCCUGCUCCGAAACCAAGUGCUCCUGCCAUCAAAAAAAGUCCACAACUUCAGCGGCUCCUGCUCCGAAACCAAGUGCUCCUGCCAUCAAAAAAGUCCACAACCUCUGCUGCUGCUGCUCCGAAACCAAGUGCUCCUGCCAUCAAAAAGUCCACAACUUCAGCGGCUCCUGCUCCGAAACCAAGUGCUCCUGCCAUCAAAAAGUCCACAACCUCUGCUGCUGCUGCUCCGAAAACGACGAGGAAACCCCGUGCUCCAGUUCCCGCCAAGGCUCCAGCUACGAAGAAACCCCGUGCUCCACGUCAACCGUCCUCUGCUCCAACCACGAAGAAACCCCGUGCUCCACGUCAACCGUCCUCUGCUCCAACCACGAACAAACCUCGUCGCAAGAACCAACGGGACCAGCCGGUGAGCCAGCCGGCACCGUUCGCCUUCGACCCGAGAAUGGCGGCGGUGGCAAUCAAUCGGAAUGUGCACAGACGUCCGGAAGCCACCCUCAAACGGCCCGCCGCCGAGGCAAUCGCCGCACUCGCAAAACGACACAAACUAUAA
Molecule: messenger RNA, 1208 nt
Organism: Caenorhabditis sp. 36 PRJEB53466
Lineage: Eukaryota; Metazoa; Nematoda; Chromadorea; Rhabditida; Rhabditidae
Source: the annotation of a GenBank genome assembly